Molecule: messenger RNA, 4210 nt
Organism: Closterium sp. NIES-67
Lineage: Eukaryota; Viridiplantae; Streptophyta; Zygnematophyceae; Desmidiales; Closteriaceae
Source: the annotation of a GenBank genome assembly
CUGACUGGGACAAGGGCACAACCCUUGUCUGACAAACUGGACUAAUCCACCUGCACCUUCAGCAGACCGCCCUCCGGAAAUUAAUCUUCACGCUACGCCUCCCAUUAGGCGGCACAUUCACCUGGCCGUACACCGAUGAUAUUGCUGUUUGUAACUUUUUUAAAAUUGUGUAGUAAUACUACUCUUGCAGUCAGGGCCUCGGAAUCGCGACUUCCCCUACUGGCGGCUAGUACUUCUUGACCUCCCCAUUCCGACUAAGAGACCUUAAUACUAUUAACCUCACACCAUACACGUUGCCAUUCCUCGUCAAUCCACCAUUCUCCACCGCUCGAUCGCCCAAAAUGGGAUUGCAUCGCCCCACACUAAUACCGCAUCGAGCGCCAACUAAUCGCCAUGGCCAACGGCGGUCCACGCGGUGCCUUAACUCACCAGUCCCAGUGCUCGCGCUGCUCGUCGCGUGGAGCUCCUGCUUGCCAUGCCCACUCCCCUCCGCUAACGCGCAAGCAGUUGCCGAUAGUCAACGCCCGGCGCUGGCGGCGGUGAUGGAGGUGUGGGGCGCGGCUCUCAAUCUGAACGCCACGUGGUUCGUCGCGCCGACCUGCGCGCAAUGGCAGGGGCUCGCCUGCAACGCCAUGGGCCAAGUCACCUCCCUAGAGUUUUCCGGCCGCCGUCAGUUGAUCGGGCAGAGCGUUCCCGCCGCCAUCACCCAGCUCGGCGCGCUGCAACGAUUGAGUUUGAAUCGCAAUCUCCUGGUGGGCAGUGUGCCGUCCAAUAUCGGAUACCUCUCCGCCCUCACCAACCUGACGUUGAGCGGCAACGGGUUGCAGGGCAGCAUUCCCGCCGGCAUCUCCAACCUCGUCAAUCUCCGCGUGCUCGACCUGAGCAGCAACUACCUGACAGGGCCCAUCCCCGACAGCUUCGCCCCCCUCUCCGUGCUCUCCACGCUAGCGCUGGGCAACAACCGGCUGACCGGCUCCAUCCCUGCCUCGCUCCUCACGCUCUCCGCCCUCCAGAACAUUCUGAUCGGCGGCAACUCCCUGGCGUCCGUGCUGCCAGAGGGCAUCAGCGCGUGGAAGUCGCUGCUCGCACUUGACAUCAGCCGCAACAAGUUCUAUGGUCGCAUGCCCGCCGCCCUCGGUGCCUUCACAGCCCUUGUGCACCUCGACGUGAGCGAGAACCAGCUCAGCGGGGCGCCCAUUGCGUCCUUCGCGUCGCCCGCCAUGGCCAACACGUCCCUCGCAGCGCUCGACCUCUCCGGCAACUUCCUCACCGCCAACGUCUCCUCCUUCUCCGCCGGGCCCAGCGGGGCCCCCCUCCCCUUCUGCCCGACCUCCCUGCAAGGCGGGUACGCCGCGUCCUCCCUGCUCGUGUUCGGCGCCUCGCCCUACAGCUCCCAGAAGGGCAACUGCUUCCUGGCUGGCAGCUGGAACACUACUCAGAGUUUCACAGAGGACAAGAGGAAGGGAGGGUGGAAGUCGGAAGGCGGCAAGUCGCUUGACGAGCGCAAGAAGCUCAAGUCCUCCUCCUCUUCCUACUACUCUCCUACGGUUGGGAGCGGUGGGAGCAGUGGGAGCAGUGGGAGCAGCGUGUUGAGUGGCCGCAGCUUGAUCAGUAAGAGCCAUGGGAACAAGGGUUACAGCUCCAGUAGCUACUCCUCCUGGUCCUCCUCCUCCUCGUCGUCAUCCUCCUCCUCCUCCUCCUCCUCUGGGAAGAGCACCGGCACCACUGGCAGCACUGGCAGCACCGGAAGCAGCGGCAGCAGUGGCGGCAGCGCGAGUGCGGGCACGGGGUGCGCGGUGGGGGCGCAGCGGCGCGCCAUCGAGUGCGUGGCGUUCUGCGGCGCGGCGCUGCCGUCGGGCCCCUGUGGUGGCCUGGGCACGUGCUUCCUGGCGUCCCCCUCCAACACCCCCACCUGCGCCUGCAACGCCGGCAUGUUCGCCGUGCAGCUCACCAUCCAAGUGGGCCGGGAGCAGGUCACCUACCCCUCCUGCUCGCCCAACGCCGGCCCUGCCCCGCCUCCGCCACCACCUCCUCCCGACGCCAACACGUGGCGAAGGCGAGAGUUCCGAGGCGCCGAGCUGGACGACACGGCAGUGGUGCGCGGGUCCUACUACAACACGUACUUCCGCUACGCGUCGCUGGGCUUCAUCGGCAACUACACUAGCCCCAAGUGGAACAUCACCCCGACCAUCGACUGGCGCACUCGCAUCCCCACUGCUCUCUCGCCAGCCAAGGACCAGGGCUUGUGCGCGGCGUGCUGGAUCUUUGCGCCAGUGGCGGCGGUGGAGGCGGUGUACGCGAUCGUGUUUGGCGCGGCGGCGCCCAGCCUGGCGGAGCAGCGGGCUAUCGACUGCCAGGGCACCUGGACCUGCGCCGGGGGGCGCCCCGACGACGCCUUCAACUACAUCGCUGCCUCGGGUGGGCUGCCCAACUCCACUGCCUACCCCUUCACCGGCGUCGCCAACAACGCCACCUGCAAGGUCACUCGCAAGCGGCUGCUCUCGACUACCCACCGCCGACUCCUCCCUGAGCUCAGCAGCACCGACACCAACACCAACACCAACACUUUCAAGCACACGCUUGACCGUCUGCUUCUGCCUUCCUCUUGGACUACUGCCGCAAAAGCGCCUGUGGUGGUCCCGAUGCCGAGCACGGCGUACACGGUGUCGAUGUUUGAGCGCGUGGGCAUCAGCGGGUGGCUUGGCCUCGCCAUUGCCGUGCAGCAGCAGCCCGUCGUCGUCUACAUCGAGGCGCGGGCUGAUAGCUUUAUGAACUACACCGGGGGCUACGUGUAUGCGGACCCCAACUGCUAUUCCACGCGGCUGGUGGACCACCUGGUGGUGGUGGUGGGCUUUAACCUGCUGGACGCCACGCCCCACUGGAUCAUCCGCAACUCCUGGGGUCCCUCGUGGGGCGAGAAUGGCUACAUGAAGAUCGCCAUUGCGGGCGGCCCGGGCAUCUGUGGAAUGAACACGCUGCCGGGGCUCUACCCCUCCAUCGUCUCGCCCGACCCCUGCAAGCCCAUCAACCCCUGCGGGGGGGGUGUGUGCACCGCUAUCCCGGGCAACAAGAACCAGCGCAACAAGUGCACCUGCCCUGCUAACUUUGUUCCCGUCACCAACCUUGACCAAUCCCAGACCUGUGCUUUAGCCAAGGUGUGUGCGUUUUUCGCCAGGAAUCCAUGUGGCUUUGGCACGUGCAUCGACGACAACAAGGGCGGCUACUCCUGCCUCUGCUCGCCCGGCUACAUCCUCGGCUCGCUCACCGACGGCUCUGCCACGUGCAUCCCGGGCGACGAGUCAGUGAAGGUCACUCUGCAGGCAGCCAUGACGUGCAGCCAAGUGCGCUCCACGUAUCUCCUCUCCAAGCGGACUUUCCAAGCUCUCAACCCGUCACUCAAGUGCGCAGGCACCUUCCCCCCCGGCACGGUCAUUGUCACUCGCAACGCCACGCAGACCAGCGCCAAUGUCACCGGCUGCAUCGUACCCUACACUGUUGCUCAGGGUGACACAUGCACGACCAUAAUGACCAUGUUCAACGUCACACUGAACGACCUCAACACAACCAACCCGGACCUGGACUGCGGGAUACUGGCAGUGGGUCAACAGGUAUGCAUCAGGUCCGGCACGCCGCAGGCGCAGAGCUGCCUGAAUUACUACACGGUCAACCCCGGGGAGACGUGCAACGAUGUGAUGAUCAACACGUACCCGCCUAUCACAGCAUCCCAGCUCUACCAGUACAACCCUGGGAUCAUCUGCACUGCUGACACCUCGCAACGGCUUAUGGGUCAAGAGGUAUGUGUGGAUGCUACUGUUGUCGGCGCUGUGAGAUGCUCCUAUGGAUCCUACACAGUGGUGCGCGGCGACACGUGCGCAAGUGUAGUGUGCAAGGUGUUUAGGUGCUCCUACAGCACUUUGUACGCCCACAACCCGGGCUUCAAAUGCUCCAGCUCAACACUUUAUGUGGGGAAGGUUCUUUGUCGUCCGAAGCCUUGAUCAUACUUCAGCGAUCAAGGAGUUAGCCCUCAGGGCUUGGAUUGAUGCCCUCAUUCGCUUUGUUCAUUUUUAUUUUUUUUUUCCAUUUUUUGCUAGGUUGCUCCUUGGGUAACUUCAUGGGAUGCUUUCCCAUGUGUAAUUUAUAGGCUUGCAAGCAAUGGAUUUUAAGAUUUAGUCGUUUUCCUCUUGAAUUGAAGGAGGUUAUUACAUAAGGG